Molecule: messenger RNA, 799 nt
Organism: Neocloeon triangulifer
Lineage: Eukaryota; Metazoa; Arthropoda; Insecta; Ephemeroptera; Baetidae
Product: ejaculatory bulb-specific protein 3-like
Exons: 2
Coding region: 24-353 (109 amino acids)
Source: RefSeq, a predicted model, not a curated record
UCGAGUUCCUGCCCGCUAACAGCAUGACAAGCGAAAAGACAAUAGUCGCGAUUUUCUUUUUGGCUUUGAUGGCGCUAGCCGCGAAUUCAGCUCCUGCGCCGCAGACGCAGGUCAGCCUUUCGCAGUUGAACGACCAGGAUUUUGUCAAGCGCAAGAUUCGCUGCGUUUUGGAUGAGUUGCCGUGCGAUCCUCUUGGACAAAGGUUGAAAGAUCUGCUUCCAGAAAUUUUGCAAUCCAACUGCGCCAACUGUUCGCCUUUUGUGAAGGCCAACGUGACUCGACUGAUUCGCUACGCGCAGCUCAGGUACCCAAAAGAGUGGUCGAAAAUCAAGGCGAAAUACAUAAAACAUUAAGGACAACACUAGACGUUUUAUAUGUUCAAUUAAAAAACCACCAAAAGUCGUUUUGUUAAUUGAAAAGGCUGAGAAUAAUUUUAUCUCGGUGGGAAAAGAAACACCAAUUUGCUUAAGAAUAAUUUAUUAAAAAACACUCUCCGAUGAUAAAAUGCAAAUAUAGUUGUUUAUCAAAAAUGUAAAAUCUUGUAUUUUUUUGAGACGCAUUGCGCGGCGGAAGCGCUAAAUUGUAGUAUGUGACCUUGUGCAUGAUGAAUAGUAAUAACAUCUCAUUUGAAAUUCUCUUCAAUCUUGUCGUUUUUGUACUUCAAAUAUAUAAUAGGUAAUUCCAAAGCCUUAUUAAUGUAAUAAGUAGAUAGGGCUCUUUUCUUGAUGUGCUUUGUCGGGUGCGUUGACACUAAUGCGCGUCUCCUUGAUUUGCGUCAUAAGCGCUGGGUUUUUUUGUU